Molecule: messenger RNA, 771 nt
Organism: Penicillium manginii
Lineage: Eukaryota; Fungi; Ascomycota; Eurotiomycetes; Eurotiales; Aspergillaceae
Exons: 1
Coding region: 1-771 (256 amino acids)
Source: RefSeq, a predicted model, not a curated record
AUGGCUACAAUUACAACCACCCAGCUCGACCUCAAAGCCCCACGAGCCUCAAUAUCAAGCACCACCAGCACCAGCACACUCUACACACUCACCGAUCCAAGCACCUUCACCCCAACCCGCAAAUUCAUCAUCAACGCCCACGGCAUCAGCGCAUUCCGACUCCCCAUCCCAUCCCGCCAAACCGAAAUCACCAUCCAAAACCCCAACGGCAGCAUCGCCUACACCUCCACGCGGGACAAGAUCUGGUCCGGAAAUUGCGUCCUUUCACACCCACAGGAGGGAAACCUUAUUCGCACAGACUAUUUCUUCGGACCCAAUCGCGAGCCUAUUCUGCGUCUACUGCAGACGUCGAGUGUCCUCCCGGAUGAAAUUAAAGUUACGGGGCAAUGGACGUCGCGCACGACGCGGUUUAUGAUGCCGGAUGGAGGGGAGUAUGAAUGGGGGUAUGCGAAGGAGCAGAGGGAUGGGGAUCGGAUCAAUUUGCUUGUUCUUCGGGGUGUCAAUGGGAAUGGGAAUGGCAAUGUCAAGGACAAAAGUAAAGAGGGGCAGAUCGCGCAAUUAGUGCGUGGAGCGGAGACUCGGACGCCCGGAAGCUCCCGGUGUACGGCUGGCAACGGCGGGGAAUUGCAGGUGGAUGAAGGGGCCAUGGAGGGUCAAUUGGAUGUCGGGGUGAUUGUUGCGACGUGUUUAAUGAUGUUGAAGAAGGAGAUUGAUCGGAGGAGAAUGAUUCAGCUUUGUGUGAUCGGGGGUGUUGCUGGAGGAGGGCCAUAA